CAGUUGUUCAAAUAUUUUUGAUUAUUGACUUAAGUAAACGAAAAUAAAACAAAGAAAAGUGUUGUUGUGACAAAAAAGAAUUUUAUAAGAUGUUUAGUUAUAAAAUUUGUUUAUUUCUUUGCAUCACAGUUUAUGCUGCGAGAGUUCAUGGAGAUGACAUAAUUUUUGAAUCAAAUGUAUUGCCAAUUCCAAGUGAGAUUCCAACAUUAAGUAAUGGACACGUUGGAUUUGUUAUCUAUGGUGAUGCAAUACUGAUGAAUGGAUUAUAUAAUGGAAUUCGCGGUGAAUCACAUCGAGCGAGAAUUCCUAAUUAUUCUAAUGUCGUGACAGAUAUUCAAUGCAGUGACAGCAAUUGCAAUUACAAGAUGAAUUUGAAUCAAGGAUAUUUUGAAGCAACAUUCACAUCUGGAACUUCACAUCAAGUUGUGCAACAAAUUUACGCACAUCGCUUUUAUAAUCGAGCAAUCAUAAAUAAAUUUAUUGCUGAACGACAAUCGGGAAGCAACGAUGUCAUUGUGAACCUUUCAGUCAAUGCUGGUGAUACUCAAAGCAUUGAUUUAACUGAUGAACAAAUUGUUACUUCCAAUAUUGCUGGUCGAGAUGUCACAAUCAGAUGCUAUCAAACGAACUUAGUCGAAGAUUCAAUUUAUCAACCAUUGAGGUCAAAAGUUUGCAUAGCACAUACAAAUCCACCACCAACUUUAACAAUCCCUUCAACUGGGAAUAUUGUUGAAUACAUGCACAUAACAACUGUUGGAACUACUUUAGAAGAAGUUUCCAAAGAAAUGGAAGAUGUCAUAAUGAAUGAAUCUUCACUUUUUAUAAGACAUUCAUCCGUAUGGGAAGCUCAUUGGGAGAAGUUUGGAAUUUCCGUUACUGGAAAUACGAAACUAAAUGAAAUUAUUCAUGCCAGCAUAUUUUAUUUGAUUUCCAACUUGCCAUCUGAAGAAACAAAUCAACCGAACGGCGUUUUUUAUGGUUUGAGUCCUGGCGGCUUAGCCAAAGGUGGAAUCUUGUACCAAGAUUACCAGGGACAUUCAUUUUGGGAUACUGAAAUGUGGAUGCAUCCACCAGUCUUGCUUCUCAAUCCCCAAUGGAGUAAAGAUAUUUUAAGCUAUCGUCAUCACACACGAAAAGCCGCUGAUGACAAUGCCAUGAACACUGGUUAUCAAGGUUACCGAUAUCCUUGGGAAUCCGCCUUUACUGGUCGUGAAGUCACACCAGAUUGUUGUCCUGAUGUAGUUGAAUAUCAACAUCACGUUAUUGCUGACAUUGCAUUUGCAUUCCGUUCACAUCUGGCAGCAACACACGACGUUGAAUGGUUCAAAAGUGUUGGAUGUGAAAUUGCAUGGAACACUGCAAAGUUCUGGGAGUCGAGAGUGAAGUUUAAUGAAACGACACAAUUUUAUGACAUUCGCAAUGUCAUGGGACCUGACGAAGAUCAUGAAGACAUCGACAAUAAUGGAUACACAAAUGUCAACGCAGCCAUAAACUUGUACUUUGGUGAAUUUGCUGGAUGUGCUUGCAAAGAUGUUUUGAGAGUGACUGAUGCUGAUUAUGAGAACUUUGCCAAGAUGGCAAGAAGUCUUGCACUUCUCUAUGACGAAGAGAAAGAUUAUCAUCCACAAUAUGAAGGAUAUGAAGAGGGAACGUUGAUUAAACAAGCCGAUGUUGUUCUUUUGGGAUUCCCACUUCAACUCCCAAUGGAUGCUUCAACCAAGGAAAACAACUUGAUAACUUAUGACAGCGUCACGAGAGAAUCAGGUCCCGCAAUGACAUGGGCCAUGCACACGAUUGGCUUUUUAGAUCUUCACAACACAGCAGAGGCAGGUAAAGUUUUCGAGAGAAGUUAUGAAGUGUACUCGAGAGAACCAUUUAAAGUUUGGAGUGAAGUUAUCCAGGGAGUGGACGGUGCUGGAAAUUUCAUCACUGGCGCUGGUGGAUUUUUACAAUCAAUAAUUAAUGGCUAUGGCGGUGUUCGUUUACACUUCGACAGAAUGACAAUUGGAAACUUUUACGUUCCACCAUCUUCUUCAUCACUUGAAUUCAAUGGAAUAACUUACUUAAACAAUCGAUUCAAUUUGAUAAUUGUUGGAACAGAUGCAACAGUUACCUUCUUAGAAGUUAAUCCUUUAAGAAGAAUAAAAGCGACAUUGAAGAACACUGAAAAAGUUGAUGAGGUGAUUAAUGUUGGAUGGUCAAUAACAUUCAACCGUGAUCAGGAGCUUGUUCUGGAACCUGUAGAAAAUCCUUUUGGAACAUGUGAAGUGAAAGAAACUGUUGUUGGAGUUAAAGCUUCUGAACCAGAAGUAAUAAUUGAAGAAAAUGAUUGGAUAGUUGGAUCACCUGAAUUACCAAUUCCAAGUGACAUUCCAAGCCUUAGCAAUGGGCAUGUUGGAUAUGUUGUUGAAGGAGAUUCUAUUCUCAUGAAUGGAUUAUACAACGGCGAAAGAGGUGAAUCACAUCGUGCAAGAAUUCCAAACUUUUCAACAUUAGUUGUUGAUGAGACAUGUUCCCAAAAGAUUUGUGAGUAUCGGUUGAAUAUGAGGCAUGGAUAUUUUGAGAAGAAGAUCACCAGUGGAACUAGUUAUCAGAUUGUACAACAAACUUAUGCCCAUCGGUUUUAUAACAGAGCGAUAGUUAAUCGAGUCGUUUUAGAACGACUAGAGGGAACAUCUCAAUAUUCAGUCAACUUGUUUGUGAAUCCGGGAGAUAUCCCUGGAGUUGAUUUAACACAAAUUGGAGAAGCUAAACUUGAUCGAGUAGCUCAACGUGACAUCACCAUUCGAUGCUUUGAAACAAAUGUUGUUGAAGACUCAAAUUAUCAGAAACAAAAUUCACAAGUUUGUGUCGCACACACGAAUUUCCCUUCAAAAUUGGAACUUCCAUCGACUGUUAGAAGAGUUGAGUACAUUCAUGUUACUGCAGUGGGAUCAACUGAAGCUGAAGUUAAAAAAGAAAUUCAAGACAUGUUCAUGGCAGAAAUCGACAAUACAGCAAUUUUCAAUCGACAUAUAGCUGAAUGGGAAACUCAUUGGGAAAAGUUUGGAAUUUCCGUCACUGGAAAUAUGAAAUUGAAUCAAAUAAUUCAUGCCAGCAUAUUUUAUUUGAUUUCCAACUUGCCAUCUGAAGAAACAAAUCAACCGAACGGCGUUUUUUAUGGUUUGAGUCCUGGCGGCUUAGCCAAAGGUGGAAUCUUGUACCAAGAUUACCAGGGACAUUCAUUUUGGGAUACUGAAAUGUGGAUGCAUCCACCAGUCUUGCUUCUCAACCCCCAAUGGAGCAAAGAUAUUUUAAGCUAUCGUCAUCACACACGAAAAGCCGCUGCUGACAAUGCCAUGAACACUGGUUAUCAAGGUUAUCGAUAUCCUUGGGAAUCCGCCUUUACUGGUCGUGAAGUCACACCAGAUUGUUGUCCUGAAGUGGUUGAAUAUCAACAUCACGUUAUUGCUGACAUUGCAUUUGCAUUCCGUUCACAUCUGGCAGCAACACACGACGUUGAAUGGUUCAAAAGUGUUGGAUGUGAAAUUGCAUGGAACACUGCAAAGUUCUGGGAGUCGAGAGUGAAGUUUAAUGAAACGACACAAUUUUAUGACAUUCGCAAUGUCAUGGGACCUGACGAAGAUCAUGAAGACAUCGACAAUAAUGGAUACACAAAUGUCAACGCAGCCAUAAACUUGUACUUUGGUGAAUUUGCUGGAUGUGCCUGCAAAGAUGUUUUGAGAGUGACUGAUGCUGAUUAUGAGAACUUUGCCAAGAUGGCAAGAAGUCUUGCACUUCUCUAUGACGAAGAGAAAGAUUAUCAUCCACAAUAUGAAGGAUAUGAAGAGGGAACGUUGAUUAAACAAGCCGAUGUUGUUCUUUUGGGAUUCCCACUUCAACUCCCAAUGGAUGCUUCAACCAAGGAAAACAACUUGAUAACUUAUGACAGCGUCACGAGAGAAUCAGGUCCCGCAAUGACAUGGGCCAUGCACACGAUUGGCUUCUUAGAUCUUCACAACACAGCAGAGGCAGGUAAAGUUUUCGAGAGAAGUUAUGAAGUGUACUCGAGAGAACCAUUUAAAGUUUGGAGUGAAGUUAUCCAGGGAGUGGACGGUGCUGGAAAUUUCAUCACUGGCGCUGGUGGAUUUUUACAAUCAAUAAUUAAUGGCUAUGGCGGUGUUCGUUUACACUUCGACAGAAUGACAAUUGGAAACUUUUACGUUCCACCAUCUUCUUCAUCACUUGAAUUCAAUGGAAUAACUUACCUAAACAAUCGAUUCAAGUUGACUAUUACUGAUGAUGAAGCUGUUCUAAAAGUCGUUGAACUCGAUCGUGAUCAUCCAAUCAGAGUGACAUUGAAGUCCGUCAAUAAUGAAAUUAUUCCUUCGGUUGGCAGUGAAAUAAAAUUCAAGCAAAAUGAUGAACUUAUAAUUAAAGGAACUCAAAUGCCUUAUGGUAGUUGUGAAAUGAAGGAAACUAUUCUAGGACAGAAAGCACGAGCUGAUUCACUUAAAUUCAAUUUCGUUUUGAUUGUUUUUGCUGCAUUUAUUUUCAAUUUCUUUUUCGUUUGACACAAUUAUAAAAAUUGUUUUUGAUUUCAAUUUGAAGACGAAAUAAAUAAGUUUACAAGGA
Molecule: messenger RNA, 4614 nt
Organism: Clunio marinus
Lineage: Eukaryota; Metazoa; Arthropoda; Insecta; Diptera; Chironomidae
Source: the annotation of a GenBank genome assembly